This is a messenger RNA of Daucus carota subsp. sativus, 1324 nucleotides long. Its product is annotated as expansin-A6. Gene Ontology annotation, cellular component: extracellular region. The transcript is spliced from 3 exons. Gene Ontology annotation, biological process: plant-type cell wall organization. Lineage: Eukaryota; Viridiplantae; Streptophyta; Magnoliopsida; Apiales; Apiaceae. The coding region runs from base 103 to 891 and encodes 262 amino acids. The record is from RefSeq and is a predicted model, not a curated record.
CCUCUUCUUUUCUAUGCAGCCCCAUCCAUACCAUACACUUUGUUUGUUUUAAGUUUUAACUAACUCACUCAUUCACUGAGUGUGUGCUUUCUGUGUGUUAAAAUGGCUUUUAACAAAAUCACACUCUUCUUGUGCAUUGCUGCUGCUUUUCUCUCUCUACUCAACCCCAGCUCCGCUAGAAUCCCCGGCGUCUUCACCGGCGGCGCUUGGCAGUCUGCCCAUGCCACCUUCUAUGGCGGCAGCGACGCUUCCGGCACCAUGGGUGGGGCAUGUGGAUAUGGGAAUCUGUACAGCCAAGGCUACGGUGUAAACACGGCAGCGUUAAGCACGGCGCUGUUCAACAACGGGCUGAGCUGCGGUGCAUGUUUCGAGAUAAAAUGUGACAGUGACCCAAAAUGGUGUCACCCUGGAAGCCCAUCUAUUUUAGUCACGGCUACUAACUUUUGCCCACCCAACUUUGCCCAAGCCAGUGAUAAUGGUGGCUGGUGCAACCCGCCCCGAACCCAUUUUGACCUUGCCAUGCCCAUGUUUCUCAAGAUUGCUGAGUAUCGCGCCGGAAUUGUCCCCGUUUCUUACCGCCGGGUAGCGUGCAGAAAGAGGGGAGGAAUGCGAUUCACAAUCAACGGUUUCAGUUACUUCAACUUGGUGCUCGUCACCAACGUGGCUGGAGCUGGUGACAUCCAACGAGUCCUCAUCAAGGGCACAAAGACCCCUUGGAUGCCCAUGAGUCGCAACUGGGGGCAAAACUGGCAAUCCAAUGCUGUGCUUGUGGGCCAGGCACUCUCCUUUAGAGUCACGGGCAGUGACCGUCGUACCUCAACGUCCUAUAACAUCGCCCCACCUCAUUGGCAGUUUGGUCAAACCUUUAUGGGCAAGAAUUUCCGGGUUUAAUAUAAUACACACACCUUACCUACAUUAUUAUAUUAUUUAAAAUAAUAUAAUAUAAUAUAACCGCAGUGUCUGUGUUUUUAUUAAUUAGUUUUGUGAUUCUCCCGAGAUUCCCAGCUUCAUAUUUCUCUCUUUUUUACCGGGAAAAUUUGAAGUGAUUUGGGUGGGAUGAAGGGAUGAGUAGUGGUAAAACCUCCUAGUAUUUUAGUUGGGGGUGUGGUAACAUUUUUUUUUACUUUUUACCUUAAGGGGUUUAUCAUGUUUUGUUUUAUUAUCUAUUGUUGUUGCUUUAAAAGAUAAAAGCAGCAACAUUAUUCAUCAAGGGGAUGAAUUGAAAAAGUGUGUAAAAGAGGAGGCUGAGGGAGCUAAAAACAAAUGUAGCCCACAGCUUCUUAUGCUUAUUAGUUACUUGUGUUAGUAUGCUACUCUUUUAUAA